Danio rerio (zebrafish) is the source of this 3764-nucleotide messenger RNA. RefSeq names its product kinesin-associated protein 3b (gene kifap3b). Gene Ontology annotation, biological process: transport along microtubule; animal organ development. Gene Ontology annotation, molecular function: kinesin binding. NCBI's taxonomy places the organism in Eukaryota, Metazoa, Chordata, Actinopteri, Cypriniformes, Danionidae. The record is from RefSeq and is marked validated. Gene Ontology annotation, cellular component: kinesin complex; kinesin II complex.
CCGGCUUCUGUGCGUCCGCGAGCCGUCAGCUGUGACCGCGGAUCAGGGAGAGCCUAGCGGAUGAGAGAUGCUUUGAUUCUUAUUCAUGACAACAAUUUGAAGAUCAGCCAAAAAUAUAUCUCGCUCCUUCACAUGACCGGGAUAAAAUGCAGCCGGACGAGACGCAGUAUUUACAACGGAGAUGUAGGAUUGGUGAUAUAGAUGUGCACCCCACAGAGAAGGCUCUAGUUGUGUAUUAUGAAGUGGAAGCAUCUAUUUUAGGGGAAACGGGCAAUGCAAGGCAUGAGGAGAAGAAGGACUGCCAGAAAAUCAUCCGGCUGAGGAGUCUGAACGCCAGCACUGAUAUUUCCGCCCUGGCCAAGAAGGUGGUGGAAGAGUGUAAACUCAUUCAUCCAUCUAAGCUGAAAGAGGUGGAACAUCUGCUGCUGUAUUUACAGAACCGAAAGAAGCCCAGCACUAAAUUGGAGAAGAAGGAGAAGAAAGCUCAGAAACCCAGAGAACUCCUGCUGUUUGAAGGAAUGGAAAUUGAUGAGGAGGCAAAUAUUAAUAAAAUUGAAGAGUACAUAGAGCUGUUGUAUGAAAGCAUCCCUGAGAAGAUCAGAGGCUCAACUCUCAUCCUACAUUUGGCACGUAACCCUGAUAACCUGGAGGAGCUCCUGCAUAACGAAACUGCACUUGGAGCUCUGGCUCGCGUACUGAGAGAGGACUGGAAACACAGUGUGGAGUUAGCAACUACCAUCAUCUAUGUAUUUUUCUGCUUCUCAAGUUUUUCUCAAUUCCAUGGGCUCAUUACACAUUAUAAGAUCGGAGCGCUGUGUAUGAACGUCAUCGAACAUGAGCUGAAGAAAUAUGACCUGUGGCAGGACGAGUUGGAGAAGAAGAGCAAAGCUUGUGAUGAAGACCCCGACAACCAUAGUUUGAGGAAGGAGCAUGAGAAAACCUUCAAGAAAUACCAAAGCCUGCUGGUCAAACAGGAGCAGCUGCUGCGAGUUGCGUUCUACUUGCUGUUAAACCUGUCUGAGGACACUCGCACCGAGCUCAAGAUGAGGAACAAGAACAUUGUGCACUUGCUAGUCAAGUCUUUAGACCGGGAGAAUGAGGAGCUGCUGGUGCUGGUGGUCUCCUUCCUCAAAAAACUCAGCAUCUUCUUGGAGAACAAGAAUGAUAUGGCUGAGAUGGACGUCGUGGAGAAACUGGCUCAUCUGGUUCCAUGUGAACAUGAAGACCUGAUGAAUGUGACUCUGCGGCUUCUCCACAACCUCUCCUUUGAUACGGGGCUGCGAACUAAGAUGGUGCAUGUGGGACUGCUGCCCAAACUCACGGCUCUGCUCGGUGACGACACACACAAGCUUGUAGUGAUGCGCAUCCUUUACCACAUCAGUGUGGAUGACAAAUCCAAAUCCAUGUUUGCGUACACUGACUGCAUUCCUCAGCUCAUGCAGAUGCUGUUUGAACAUGGUGAAGAGAGAAUCGACACUGAGCUCAUCUCCUUCUGCAUCAACCUGGCUGCUAACAAGACCAACUCUCAGAUUAUGUGUGAAGGCAAUGGACUGAAAAUGCUAAUGAGAAGAGCACUUAAACUAAAGGACCCACUGCUAAUGAAAAUGAUUAGGAACAUCUCACAACACGAUGGACCUCUGAAACAGCUGUUCAUUGACUAUGUGGGUGAUCUGGCAGCUCAGAUCAAGAAAGAGGGGGAUGAGGAGUUUGUUAUUGAGUGUUUGGGCACAAUGGCAAACCUCACCAUACCUGACCUGGACUGGGAGCUUCUACUGAAAGAAUACAACCUGGUGCCCUUCCUUAAAGACCACCUCAAACCAGGCUCAGCAGAGGAUGAUAUGAUCCUGGAGGUGGUUAUCAUGAUCGGUACGGUUUCAAUGGACGACUCCUGUGCCGUCAUGCUGGCGAAAUCCGGAAUCAUUCCUGCUCUUAUUGAACUACUCAACGCCCAGCAGGAGGACGAUGAGUUUGUGUGUCAGAUCAUCUACGUCUUCUACCAGAUGGUCUUCCACCAGGCCACCAGAGAUGUCAUCAUUAAGGACACUCAAGCCCCAGCCUACCUCAUCGACCUAAUGCACGACAAAAAUGUGGAGAUCCGGCAGGUGUGUGACAACACUCUGGACAUUAUUGCUGAGUACGAUGAGGAAUGGGGGAAGAAGAUCCAAAGCGAGAAGUUUCGCUGGCAUAACUCGCAGUGGUUGGAGAUGGUGGAGAGCAGACAGAUGGAGGACGGCGAGCCCUACAUGUAUGGAGAUGACCCGGAGGCUCUCGAACAGCCCGAUCUCUUCUACAGCACUGAUGGUAUGAUGAAUCCGGAGCCAGGCAUCAGUCCAGACUUCUACAGCCAGUUUCACCCUCAGAAUGGAGACUUCAACGCCUGUAACGGAUCAGAUGGACGUCCUGCCACAGCCUAUGGCUUUCGUCCGGACGAGCCCUUCUUCCAUGGCUACGGCUCUACCAGAUAAAGCUGCUCCGUAACACCAUCUACAUGUUCACUACAGCAACACUCAAAUACUUCAAACCAACCAGUUCAUUCAACAAACCCUUAGAUUCAAAGAGACACCAGGAAAAUGCUUAGUGAUGCUAUUAAGAGAUGAUCUAUAGGGACUUUUUUCUGUUGAACACGAAAGAAGAUAUUCUAAAGAAUGUUUUAAAAAAUGCUACUGAUAUCCAUAGUAGAAAUAAAUACUACGGAAGUCAAUGGCUAACAACUCUGUAGUUUUCUAAAUGAAUAUCUUCUUUUUGUGUUCACCAGUCAAAGGAAAACAAACAGGUUUGGGACGAGUGGAAAAUGAGUAAAUGAUGACAUGAUGAUCAUAUUUUCUGGGGUUAUUGGUGGGUGAACUAAUUCUUUAAUAAUUUUAAUGUAUAUUAUUAAGCAGAUUGGUGGUCUAAGUACAUUUAAAUAUGAAUGUAUAGAUCUGUUUAUCUGAUCGUUCAUGAAUAAAAUCAAUACUUAGUUGUAAGGUGUUGAUAUUAUUUAUGAAAGUUCAGAUAUAGUGCUGUAGUCUUAGAUCUGAGCGACACAUACAGGGUAAAGUUGAAUGAAAGUAUCUGAGCUAAAUAUGAUUACAGUUACAUCUGACCUUCAGAAUAGUCUUCAUUUAUUUAUGUUUUGCUUAACAUUUUAUGUUAAUUUGUUUUUAUAUUUCAGGAAGUUCACUUUAACACUAUAUUCACUGAACUGGAAUAGAUUUGUUCAAAUCUUCAUAAUCACUAAAUAUUAGUCAUCCAAAAUGCUGUUAAUUGAUCUUUUGCAAAUUAUAAACUAUAUGUAAUAACCUCAUACAUACAUUUAUAUCAACAGCUUCAUGAAAACGUAGCAUUACUCACUCUAUGGAAAAUAAUACCUUGCACUAUUCAAAUAAUAUUUAGCAGAAAUACUUAGUGUGUUUGUCGAAUAGCACAUAAUACAUCUCUGACAUAUUUAUGAAUGAACUACCUAACAAUGUGCAGGAUUCAUUGCUGUGAAACUCCUCUAGUUGUAUAAUCCUAUAAUAAGGUGCUAAAUGUUGCCUCUGGUUGUUGUUUUUUAUGUCAUUGUUUUUACUUGAGAUGUAGCACGCGUCCGUCUUAUUUUACAGUACUGUAAUGCUGUUUUAAGUUAUGACAAUGAAUUCAGGAUUCGAUCGCUCUGUGAUUCCAGACCCAAAUCGUGCCUCCUGACAUCUCGGCCUUUGCUGCUAGAAUGAUCCUGUGAGUUUAACAGACUAAUGUGAAUCGACUGUCCUUUACUGCAAAUGGAAGAAAUAAAGACCAUGCAC